Molecule: messenger RNA, 2388 nt
Organism: Melanotaenia boesemani (Boeseman's rainbowfish)
Lineage: Eukaryota; Metazoa; Chordata; Actinopteri; Atheriniformes; Melanotaeniidae
Gene: poldip3
Product: polymerase (DNA-directed), delta interacting protein 3
Exons: 10
Coding region: 74-1507 (477 amino acids)
Biological process (GO): mRNA export from nucleus
Cellular component (GO): nucleus
Molecular function (GO): mRNA binding
Source: RefSeq, a predicted model, not a curated record
UUGGCCCCCAUCGCUUCCCUUAGUCAUACUCAAAAUCUCCCAGCGCAGACGCGGUGUGAAAGUGUGUGAGAAAAUGGCAGACGUAUCUUUGGAUGAAGUCAUACGUCGGCGCGGUAUUAACCUCAAAGCUCCAGCUAAAAGGCCCACAUUUGGACGAGGUGCAGUGGGGGAUGGCAAAACCUUUGAUGCCAGGCAGAAGAUUGGGAGUAACGAUGUAAGACAGCGACUUGGAGGAGGACCAGGUUUCCAAGUGAAAGAUGCCAGAGAGAAACUGGUUCAGAAAGAUGCCCGUUUCAAAAUCCGUGGCAGGACUGGAACAGGGGCUGUACAGGAUGCUCGGCAAAUGAUCAACUCGCGUAAACAGGGGCAGAGUCAGUUAACUUCCCCCUCACAGAUCUCACUAAAGACCGCAAUAACAAGCCAACUGCAGAGCAAAACACUUGUGCCCCAGAUACAGAUACACACCAGCAACACUCUUGCUGGUGGGAACCCUAGGCAGUUUGCCACCAAUGUUCAAGGACUGGGUGCAAGGGCCAGCACAACACCACAAGUGAGCAAUAAUAUCAGAAUAAUGGAUGCUCGAGAUAGGCUUAGCCUAAAGAGAAGCAUUGGAGGAACACCGUCACAAACAGCUACUGCACCACCUCUAAAAAUAACCAAGACCAUUCAGCAACGUCCAGUAGGGAUGCCAGGUGGAAUGCGUGCAACUACAAAGCCUGUCUUAGAUGAGCUUGAUGGCGCCCCAAGUAAACAAAUAAAGAUCACAACUGCCAAUAAUAUGCUACAAUCAAGGUCUGGUACAGUGGGAUCUACAUUCUCUAUGUCAGCCCCAAUCACCAAGGUGGUUAAAAACGAUGCUUACACAGCUCCACGUCCUCCUGUCCCUGUGGCUCCCACUCGGCCUAACACCAGCAUGAGUGCCGCUCGCUCUUCAGCUGCAGAAUUACAGCCGGUCUCCAGGACUCUUCAACAAAGCACAGCAGAAACCAGCACGUCAACUCCCACUCCACCGCAGCCUGCUUUCAGCCCAUUGGAAGGAACUAAAAUAACAGUGAACAAUUUGCAUCCCAGAGUUACUGAGGAAGACAUAGUGGAGCUGUUUUGUGUGUGUGGUGCCUUGAAGCGAGCGCGGCUGGUAAAGGUGGGCGUUGCUGAGGUGGUGUUUGUCCGUAAAGAGGAUGCUGUGAGUGCAUACAGGAAGUACAACAAUCGCUGUUUGGACGGUCAACCCAUGAAGUGUAACCUUCACAUUCAGGGAAAUGUCAUCACUUCUGAUCAGCCUAUUUUACUGAGACUGAGUGACACUCCAGGCACAGGCAGCAGCGCCAAGAAAGAUGGUCUGCCCCCCUCCUUGUCUCGAGCCCCUGGUCAGCGGGCCUCUUCUCAGCCCACACCAGAAGUGGACCCCCAGACCAUUCUCAAAGCUCUGUUCAAGUCCACUGCACAGUCCACCUCCACCACAGAGCCCCCCAGCUCACAGACCACUGCCUUCCGCAUCAAGAUAUAACUCAUGUAUAAAAUGAAUACACUGUUUGCGUUACUGCAUUGUCAGUGUUCACUUAUCUACUGUGGAUUUCACACUGAUGGCAGGCAGCCCCCCCGUUCUUUCAUGAAACUGAUUUUUACACAUUUCAUAGAAAUGAGUAUGGGAAAUGUGAAAUUUAUACAUGCGAAUUCAUCAAUGUGUUGGCUUUGUGGUAUCAAAUGUCACCUGUUAAUUUCUUAAACGGACCAGUUGAAGAAGUACUGUGUGAUGUUUUAAGUUUAGUGAUGGUUUGGAGGAGGUUUUGUUUUUGUUUUUUCCAAUUUGGUGGUUUUUACAUUGAAGUUAUAGCCACAUAAAAAAAAUAAAAUAAACAAACAAAAAAAAACAAGAAAAUGGGCUUUAAAAAAUACUGCUAACUUAAUUGACAACUAACAGUCAUUGUCAUUCUUUUGAGAUUGCUAGCAUUUAAAGCCACAUCUCUAAAAAGGUUUAUUUAGUAAUAUUAUCAGCUCUUCUGUCACGAUCAUAUGUAUCUGAUUGGACAGGAUUGUUUAGUUUCCUUCAGCAAAUUUUCCCCAUAUUAUGUCCUAAGUUUAAUCCAACACUAUAUCUGACUUGUAGAAAUAACUGAUAGUUUCUGUAAUACCAGAACAAGAACAAAACUACAGUACAAUGGUGUUUCAUUGCUUUUACACUUCUUUUGGAAUCCAGUGCUGUUUAUCAAUGGUUUUACAUGGUUUUCUAGUUUUGGUGCAGAAUGUGCAUCUUUCAUCGUAGUAUAUUUCACUCAGUUGAAGUUGACCUGUAAAAUACUUCCAGUUGCUUUCUUGGUUUGUCAGUCAAGAGGAGUUGGAAAUUGUUAGGUCUGUCUGAAAUGUGGCCAUUAAAUAUCUAGCUUUGUA